CAGCCCCCUGCGGGGCGGGCAGGCUGCGGCCCCCAGCCGGGCCGGGCCGCACCCCCAGCAGCCCCGCACAUCUGGCUGCAGCCCUGGGCCAGCUGUGCGGGCGGCGGAGCGCUCCAGCGGGCGGUGCUGCGGCCCGGCUGGAACUACUUUCCCCCCCCUCCUCCCCCCAACCACUGCCAGCAGCAGGCGACGCCGGCUGCCGCCUCAUUGUGUGUGGGGCACCGAGGCGACCGCCGCUGCCCCCGCUGCCCUCCCCCUGGGCAGAGCCGGCCGCGUGCAGGGCCCUGGGCCAGACCCCCGCCUAUUGCAGGGGCUUGAUUCAGGAACCCAGGUGCCCGGGCCCUGCCCCCCUCAAGUAAAGGGGGACUUGGGGCAACUUUGUUGGGGGGGGGGGAGUUGAAGGUAGAGACCCCCCCCGCCCCAUUAUAGAGGCCCCCUCCCCCCGUUGGCUGGGGGGAGCUCAGCGUGCCAAGCGCCCCGCCCCCUCCAGUCGUGAGCUCACACGCGUGUGCCAGGCCGGGGCACGAGGGCGAUGCCGUCCGUGAUGGAGAAGCCCAGCCCGGCCUCUGGGAUCCUGUCCCGCAGCCGGGCCAAGACGGCCCCCAACGGGCACCAGCCCCCGUCGGAGGACGAGGGCAGCGAGGAUGAGCACUCGCACGACAGCAUGAUCCGGGUAGGUGCUGACUACCAGGCCGUGAUCCCUGAAUGCAAGCCAGAGAGCCCCGCACGCUACAGCAACAAGGAGCUGAAGGGGAUGCUGGUCUGGUCUCCCAACCACUGCGUGUCUGAUGCCAAACUGGACAAAUACAUCGCCAUGGCCAAGGACAAGCACGGCUACAACAUUGAGCAGGCACUGGGCAUGCUGCUAUGGCACAAGCACGACGUGGAGAAGUCCCUGGCCGACCUGGCCAACUUCACGCCCUUCCCAGAUGAGUGGACGGUGGAGGACAAGGUUCUGUUCGAGCAGGCCUUCAGCUUCCAUGGCAAAAGCUUUGCCCGAAUCCAGCAGAUGCUGCCGGACAAGCUGAUCCCCAGCCUGGUGAAGUACUACUACUCGUGGAAGAAGACGCGGAGCCGCACCAGCGUCAUGGACCGCCAGGCACGGCGCCUGCUCAGCAAGAAGGAGCGCGAUGACAGCAAUGACGAGAUGGAGGAGGGCCGGGCCACCAGCGAGGGCGAGUUCGAUGUAGGGGACCCCAAGAAGGAGCAGGGCUGUGGAAAGGCCCCAGGCCGGGCGGGGCCAGGGGCAGGGCUGGGGGCGGGGCCAGGGCGCCGGGACCCCGCCCCCUCGCAGUACCGGCAUCACGGGCUGAGGCAGCGGCGCCGCCCACCCCGUGGCAUGUACCUGAGCCCCGAGGCCCUGGCUGGCGUCUCGGCCAACCCUGACCUCGGCACCCUGGCGCUGCGCCAACUCGACGCUCAGCUCAUCGCCCUCAAGCGCCAGGUCCAGUGCAUCAAGCAGAUCAACAGCAGCCUCAAGCAGGUGCUGGACGGCGGCAUCGACAAGCUGCGGCCCCCGGAGGGCAACAGCAAGGUCAACGCGCGCUGGACCACGGAUGAGCAGCUGCUGGCCGUGCAGGCCAUCCGGCGCUAUGGCAAGGACUUCCAGGCCGUGGCCGGCGUCAUCGGCAACAAGACGCUGGCCCAGGUCAAGACCUUCUUUGUCAGCUACCGGCGCCGCUUCAGCCUGGACGACGUACUCCAUGAGUGGGAGGCUGAGCGGGGGGGGGCCGGAGCGCCCCAGCCGGCCCCCCGCCCCCCGCCUGAGCCAGGCAGCAGCGAGGAGGACGAUGAGGUGCAGAUCACGGCCGUGUCCCGCUCGGCCCCACCCCCACCCGUGGCCCCGCCCGCCUCGCUGCGCCCACCGCCGCCCUCCACCGCUGCCCUGUCCCAGCCGCCCCCGCUGCUGCGCCCGCCGCUGCCCACAGCGCCCCCCCUGCACCGCCAGCCGCCCCCACUACAGCAGGGGCGGCCCCUCCAGCCCCGCCCUGCCCCCCACCAGCCCCCACCCCCCCUCAUCCGCCCCGCCCCCUCCCGCCCCCACGCCCGUGGGCACCAUGCCCCCGAUGCGCCUUCCUGAGCUUGCUGGGGCGAGGGGCAGGAGCCCCCCACUGCUCCUGGCUGGGGGCACGGGGGCAGGACAGAGACAGCACAGGGGCAGGGCUUGGAGGUGCCCCCCAGGACAGGAGGGCGGGGCCACUUGCAGCCCUACCCCAGGAGCUGAUGGGGUGGGGCUGCCCCCAGGGGGCGUGGGGGGUCAGGGCACAGGGGUUUUGAAAGGGGGUUUUCAAUAAAGGUAUUUUACUACA
Alligator mississippiensis (American alligator) is the source of this 2309-nucleotide messenger RNA. It is a transcript of the gene RCOR2, whose product is annotated as REST corepressor 2. The record is from RefSeq and is a predicted model, not a curated record. NCBI's taxonomy places the organism in Eukaryota, Metazoa, Chordata, Crocodylia, Alligatoridae. Bases 533 to 2080 code for a protein of 515 amino acids. The transcript has 12 exons. Gene Ontology annotation, biological process: regulation of transcription by RNA polymerase II; negative regulation of DNA-templated transcription. Gene Ontology annotation, cellular component: transcription regulator complex; histone deacetylase complex. Gene Ontology annotation, molecular function: transcription corepressor activity.